Lacerta agilis (Sand lizard) is the source of this 2105-nucleotide messenger RNA. RefSeq names its product zinc finger protein ZIC 4-like. The record is from RefSeq and is a predicted model, not a curated record. Gene Ontology annotation, cellular component: nucleus. Gene Ontology annotation, molecular function: RNA polymerase II cis-regulatory region sequence-specific DNA binding; DNA-binding transcription factor activity, RNA polymerase II-specific. Gene Ontology annotation, biological process: central nervous system development; regulation of transcription by RNA polymerase II. Lineage: Eukaryota; Metazoa; Chordata; Lepidosauria; Squamata; Lacertidae.
ACUUUCAAAAAAGUUUUUCCACCGCUCUUUCCCUCUUCCUCUUUCUCCCUCGUUCCCCCCUCCUCGGCGUCAGGUGACUUUUUAGAAUUGUAGUAGAACCAGGAGAGCUUGGAGGCUUUGGGGGAGCCCAGUAAUGGACUCUGCUGCACUCUCCAAACGGAACACGGCGCUGAAAUUACUAGGCUUGGCAGGGGCUCCUCGUCAUCGUCAUCACCGCCACCAUCACCACUCCCCUCAGAGCAUGACAGGCUUCGCCGGGCAUCCCCACUCCAUGGUUCCCACGCACCCUGGGGAGUACGCUGCAGAAAGCCGCCUCGGGCUGAGUCCAUUCCGGUCAGAACACAUGGGGCACCACCACCAUCCUCUCCAUCAUCAUCAUCAUCACCACCACCACCGCCACCACUCUCAUCCUCCUCAUCACUCAGCGGCCCUUAAGCUCAGCCCUGCCCCUCAGCCUCAUCCCCACCGUCCUGUGACAGGCCAAGCCGAGGUGGUACCCAGUCCAGCAGGAGCAUUUGGCCCGGCGCAGUCAACAACAGUCCCUUACGCAGUCCCUCACCCAAGUCAUGUUCUUUCAUCAGGUAGGGAAUUCUUCCUGCGCAGAGAUCUGACAGCCCCAGUCAUGCCAGGGCUCCCUUAUCAACACUCUGCUGCUACAGGUUCUCACCAUGGAAUGUUUGUCUCAACAACAGGUAGCUACCCCGGACAACAUGCUCACCACCACCACCACCACCUCCACCACCACCACUCAGAAGCCGGAACUCCCUCGCUUUUUACUGGACUCCACCAUGAGCAACCUCCCCAUGCAGCUCCAGGUGGCCAUCUAAACGGACAGAUAAGGCUGGGGCUACCUGGAGAAAUGUAUGCCAGGUCUGAACCUUUCACGCCAGUACCAGUCUCCAGGACAGAUCCUUUUGCUGCUUCCUCCUUCCACGGCUACGGUGGCAUGAACCUGAACGUGAAUUUAGCUCCACACCACGGCCCUGGGGCUUUCUUCCGCUACAUGAGGCAGCCCAUCAAGCAGGAGCUCAUCUGCAAGUGGAUCGAACUGGACCAGACUCCCAAAAAAUUAUGCUCGAAAACUUUCAGCACCAUGCACGAGCUGGUGACACACGUCACCGUGGAGCACGUUGGAGGGCCGGAGCAGUCCAACCACAUUUGCUUCUGGGAAGAGUGUCCCAGAGAAGGGAAGCCUUUCAAGGCCAAAUACAAACUGGUCAACCACAUCCGAGUCCACACGGGGGAGAAACCUUUCCCGUGCCCUUUCCCGGGAUGCGGGAAAGUCUUCGCUCGCUCGGAAAAUCUCAAAAUCCACAAAAGGACGCACACAGGCGAGAAGCCCUUCAAGUGCGAGUUCGAGGGCUGCGAGCGCCGCUUCGCCAACAGCAGCGACAGGAAGAAGCAUUCCCACGUGCACACGAGCGACAAGCCCUACAACUGCAAAGUGCGAGGCUGUGACAAGUCCUACACGCACCCCAGCUCCUUGCGGAAGCAUAUGAAAGUCCACUGCAAGUCCCCACCUCCCAGCUCGGGCUACGAGUCGUCCACCCCGUCGCUGGUGUCGCCGUCGUCGGACUGCGGCCGGGAGCCACCUCAGCCGCCUCCCCCGCCACCGCCGCCACCGCCUCCCGCAGCGGCUUCCUCCACCCAGGCGGCAGCGAACCUGAGCGAAUGGUACGUGUGUCAGAGCUCAGGGGCCAGCGGCAUCCCGACUCCACCCAGUAACUCUCCGUCACCUCACCCGGGAGAGGCCGCUUACACGAACUGCGAGCCCCGGCCCACUUAUUAAAGUCAAUACGAUGUCUAUCCCGUUGCUCUCAAGGUAAUCUAGACAGAGGCAGCUGAAAAGCCCCGCAUCUUAUGCCUUAGACAUCAAAGCAGUCUCUCACAAUGAAAGUAUUUCUUCGCAACGGUGAAUCUUCAUGGUGAGUUAAGAUUUCUAUAGCAAUAGGCAAGUCAUACUUAAAAAGAGUGAAAAGCGAAGUCUGGAGCCCGUCCAGUCUUUUCAUGAAGGACAUAAUAUUUAGGUCUAACAGAUUCUCUCUCUUUCUCCCCAUCCCCUCGCGGCUCAGUUUCUUUCUCCCAUCCUCACCAAUGUAUAUAUA